AUGUAUCUCCGAUCAACCAAUUCCGAACUUGCCAACGCAAUUCAUUCUAAUCACAUCCGUCAAAUCUUCCAUUCCCUGAUAGACUUAUGGCAAGAUCGUCUGACGCUUCCCUCGCUGAUUAACGAGUUUUCGAUGAAAGUUAUUGUAAAUCAAGUCUAUGCAAAGGUGAAGCAUGAAUUCACGGGCACUCACCGCUUUUUCCUCCCAGGCAGUCAGGUCUAUGAUGAACGGACCACCACCCUCUCGAAUAACCCGGGGUUCGUAAAAUGGAAGCAGGACAUGCGUGCUCGACAUCGCGUAACAACCCCUAGACGUUCCAUCCAUCGACCGCAUCUUUUGAAAGUGGUCUACGGCGUCCGCGCUACGCACUCAGAUGGCUUCAAAACGAAGGUUCAUGCCUUGUUUUACUGA
Laccaria bicolor S238N-H82 is the source of this 411-nucleotide messenger RNA. RefSeq lists its product as uncharacterized. Lineage: Eukaryota; Fungi; Basidiomycota; Agaricomycetes; Agaricales; Hydnangiaceae. The transcript is spliced from 7 exons. The record is from RefSeq and is a predicted model, not a curated record. Bases 1 to 411 code for a protein of 136 amino acids.